AUGGCCACUCUUUAUAACACUGAUAGUAUCCUGGGGAAUCCUGAUCUACUCUAUGCAACCGUCAGCAAACUAUUUGUCGAUUUCAAGGAUACAGAGGAGAAACCCCAUGCAGAAGUCCGACUGGUUCUUGCAGAAGACCACAUCGACAGGUGGAACUGCAGUAUUGGCUCAAAUCCCGGAGCAGCUGUAAACGCCAAUUCGCGAUAUGACAUUACGUUUAGCGUCCAAGGUUGUCAGAAUCCUCCAGCGAACAUAUUGAUCUCAUUUGAGUUUAAACUACGCGUGUCAUAUAUGACGCUGAUUAGUUUUAUUGACUGUCUACGCGGGGGAGGGAGUAAUUCAUGGGAAAAUUUAUUCCAGUUCACUCGCCUUUACUCUAGAGGAAGUCGCGACGUUGUAUUUCAGUGGUUACUGAGGCUUAAACGACUGAAUAUUAUCAAUCAUACAGCAGAUACCGUUGUGGAUACGUCAGGCCUAGGUAUACUUGGAGAACCACAGCUAGAGUUUGGGAAGUUUAUGGCCAAGAAUUACGCAAAGUCGGGUUGGGGAGUCCUCCAGUCUAUUGGAGAUACUUCAAUUCAUCGAGGAUGGUUCGAGUUCGAGUCUCCUCGGGCAAGAGGAGUCGAAGAUACACCCCAUCCUUACGUAUCGCCAGAUGAAGAUGUGGAUCAUAAGGCUAAGGCUGGCGCAUGA
This is a messenger RNA of Clonostachys rhizophaga, 693 nucleotides long. NCBI's taxonomy places the organism in Eukaryota, Fungi, Ascomycota, Sordariomycetes, Hypocreales, Bionectriaceae. The record is from the annotation of a GenBank genome assembly.